GACAGCUGGCAGUCGAUUGAAUUUUCCAUUCGUGUCACCAUCGGCAGCGAAAAUGUUGAAAUUCACAGUAAUUUUUUAAAAUUUACGGUGUUACGCGUUGAAAAAGUUUGUUCCUCGAAGGUAUUCGUUCUCUAGAUUAUUGCCCCCAGAUAUUUCAGGUUCUGACUGUGGAGUAAUAAAAAACCCUCAUCAAUAUGUCUUCGUCGGCUAUCUUCAUUCUGGAUGCCAAAGGGAAGGUUCUGAUUUCCCGGAACUACCGGGGCCACAUCGAUAUGGGCGUGAUCGAUAAGUUUAUGCCCCUGUUGAUGGAGAAGGAAGAGGAAGGCCUUAUCACGCCCAUUCUGCAGACUUCGGAGUGCACCUUCGCCUAUGUCAAGACCAACAAUCUGUAUCUGGUUUCGGUCACCCGGAGCAAUGCCAACAUAGCGCUGGUUUUCGUGUUUCUCCACAAGUGUGUUCAGGUGUUUACGGAGUACUUCAAGGAACUGGAAGAGGAAAGCAUCCGGGACAAUUUUGUCAUCAUUUACGAGCUGAUGGAUGAAUUGAUUGAUUUCGGCUAUCCGCAAACGACGGACAGCAAAAUCCUGCAGGAGUACAUCACCCAGGAGGGUCACAAACUGGAAAUCCAACCGCGCAUUCCGAUGGCCGUCACCAAUGCUGUUUCGUGGCGUUCCGAGGGCAUCAAGUAUCGAAAAAAUGAAGUGUUUCUGGAUGUAAUCGAGAGUGUGAACCUGCUUGCCAAUGCAAAUGGAAACGUACUUAGGAGCGAAAUCGUUGGAGCAAUCAAAAUGCGGGUCUAUCUGUCGGGCAUGCCGGAACUUCGGUUAGGGUUGAACGAUAAGGUCCUCUUCGAGAGCACCGGUCGUGGCAAGUCCAAAUCGGUGGAACUAGAGGACGUCAAGUUUCAUCAAUGCGUUCGGUUAUCUCGAUUCGAGAAUGACCGUACCAUUUCCUUCAUUCCACCGGAUGGCGAGUUCGAGCUGAUGUCCUAUCGGCUAAACACCCACGUAAAGCCGCUGAUCUGGAUUGAGUCGGUCAUCGAGCGUCAUGCCCACAGUCGGGUUGAGUAUAUGAUAAAGGCCAAGUCGCAGUUCAAGCGACGAUCAACGGCCAAUAAUGUGGAGAUCGUGAUUCCCGUCCCGGCCGAUGCCGAUUCACCAAAGUUCAAGACCACCAUUGGAAGCGUUAAAUACGCACCGGAACAGAACGCCAUCACUUGGACCAUUAAAUCAUUCCCUGGUGGCAAAGAGUACUUAAUGCGGGCCCAUUUCGGACUUCCGAGUGUAGAGUGUGAGGACAGUGAGGGCAAGCCGCCGAUUCAAGUGAAAUUUGAAAUUCCCUACUUCACCACGUCAGGAAUUCAGGAGAAGUGCAAAGGGCCUUAA
Messenger RNA from Uranotaenia lowii, 1385 nucleotides. RefSeq names its product AP-1 complex subunit mu-1 (gene AP-1mu). Gene Ontology annotation, biological process: vesicle-mediated transport; intracellular protein transport. The transcript is spliced from 5 exons. Bases 195 to 1385 code for a protein of 396 amino acids. Lineage: Eukaryota; Metazoa; Arthropoda; Insecta; Diptera; Culicidae. Gene Ontology annotation, cellular component: clathrin-coated vesicle; clathrin adaptor complex. Gene Ontology annotation, molecular function: clathrin-cargo adaptor activity. The record is from RefSeq and is a predicted model, not a curated record.